Messenger RNA from Lolium rigidum, 2658 nucleotides. Its product is annotated as protein NEDD1. Gene Ontology annotation, biological process: cell plate assembly; regulation of mitotic spindle organization; regulation of microtubule nucleation. Bases 1 to 2331 code for a protein of 776 amino acids. Gene Ontology annotation, cellular component: kinetochore microtubule. Gene Ontology annotation, molecular function: gamma-tubulin complex binding; protein binding. The record is from RefSeq and is a predicted model, not a curated record. The transcript is spliced from 10 exons. Lineage: Eukaryota; Viridiplantae; Streptophyta; Magnoliopsida; Poales; Poaceae.
AUGGGGUUCGUGGAUCCGGCGGCGCCGCUGCUCGCCACGUGCGGCGGCGACACCGUCAAGCUCUUCGACGUCACGGUCGAGUCCGGCGACCCCUGCGUCCUCGCCUACGCCCCCGCGCCCGGCCACCCCGUCAACGCCGUCAAGUGGAACCACACCAAUCUUAUUGUAGCAAGUGCUGGGGAUGAUAAGAAGAUCUCAUUAUGGCAUAAAAAGGGUCAAAAUGUAGGACAUCUACCAACAUCAACUGUUGAUCGUGGGGAUGACAUAGAGGAAUCUAUAUAUUCCAUCAGUUUUAGCAAUAAAGGUUCUCGAUAUCUUUGUUCUGGUGGGAGUGGCCACAUUGUUAGGAUAUGGGAUUUGCAGCGGAAGAGAUGUAUCAAAUGGCUAAGUGGUCACACUGACACCAUUACUGGUGUAUUGUACAACUGCAAAGAUGAACAUUUGGCAUCAAUCAGCAUGAAGGGCGAUCUGAUUCUUCACAAUCUUGCUUCUGGAGCACGUGCUGCUGAACUUAGUGAUCCAAAUGGACAGGUUUUGAGAGUGCUUGAUUAUUCACGUAAUAGUAGGCAUAUAUUGGCAACAGCAGGAGAUGAUGGUUCUGUGCAUCUUUGGGAUACAACUGCGAGGACUCCAAAGGUCUCAUGGCUGAAGCAACAUUCUGCACCCACAAGCGGUGUUUGUAUUUCACCCUCCAGUGACAAGAUAAUUGCUACAGUUGGCCUGGACAAGAAGCUGUACACAUUCGAUUCUGGAUCAAGAAGAGUAACACACACUAUUCCUCAUGAUGCCCCUUUCUCAUCAUUGGCAUACAAUGAUGAUGGUACCAUACUAGCAGCUGGCACAAAUAGUGGGCGUGUGGUAUUCUAUGAUGUUCGGGGGAAACCCCAGCCAUUGACAAUUCUUCGUGCAUACAAUAGCUCAGAGGCUGUGACAAGUUUAUGCUGGCAACGGUCAAAGCCUGUCAUUGUUAAGGAAAACAGUUCUUCGGAAGUUGCCCUUCUAGGCGGAACUAGUGAAGAUUCUAUUCUUAUGCCAGAUCCUUUGCCUUCGACAACACCUUCAUCUUUUCCAUCUGGAGUGGGCAUUCCGAGUCACCGCUCUUCUUUGACAGGGAACGCAAGUGGAUUUCUUUCUACUUCAAACUCUUCUACUGCAGAGGAAACUCCAUAUAGGGCCCGUCCAUUGUCUGGUGGACCAUUAUCAAAGCUACAGGCUCCCCGUGGUAACUUCAAUAUAAAGGAUGACAUGGAUGUAUUUUCUCCACUUGUUGAUGUCCAGCCUUUCACACCAUCCAGCAACAGCUGGUGGGAUGAACAUGGGAGUGAUGAAACAAAAAAGGAUGAUAAAUCUGGAGAGAAGAAGGUGUUAACAACUAGGAAGUUCCAGUAUAUGGAAGGGAACAAUGAACCACAUCCAAUCUCGGAUUGGAGGUCUAAUUCCAUUUCAAGACAGGAUGGUGCCUCAUCUGCAAGUACUACAGCCAUGCCAUCAUGGAAGAGUGAGCCACCUAUCUCUUCGCCAGAAUCAUCAACUGGAAAUGCACUGCCAGACAGGCUAACACAUCGUCAACAAAUCUCACGCUUUGGGCAAUCGGCCUUUCAAACUGGAAGCUUGGCGUUUGCAGGUUUACAAGAUUCAGCUCCGUCCACCAGUCUCUCAGUGAAAGGUUCUCUGUCAAGUAAUAUUUUAAUGAACUUACAAAGCAAGGGCAUCUUGAGCAAUGUGCAGUCUUCCCUAGAGACAUCAUCUGCUAGCCUACCGAGCUCAGUUUCCUCAUCUUUCGUGUCCAAGACCGUGCCAUCAGUGAAAUCUGAUUUGCCGGGAGCAGUACAAUCCAAUUCCUCAUGGAAACCUUCAACUUUUUCUGAUAGAUUGAGCACAUCCUCUGUUUUUAGUGAAGGAUUAGCAUCAGCAUUUGGUUCCCCAAAAUCAAAGAAGACUGGAGCAGAAACGAAAGAUGAACUGCUGCUCUCUAGUCUGUUAUCAAGACAAGAGGCACCAGCGACCUCGUCAUCUGGAAGCCUUCUAGCAAGCAAUGGGGUAGUGCCACCGCAAUUGCCAACUUCAGGUUCAUCAGCUGAUCAACAAGGAGCUUCUUCCUUCUCCCUUCAGUAUGUCCAGCGCAUGCUUGAGGAAUCUCUAGGAUCUGUUCACAAGUCUAUACACGAGGAUGUGAGAAAUCUCCACAUUGAACUUCUAAGACAGUUUCACAUGCAGGAGAUGGAAACGUCUAGCGUUAUGAACUUGGUCCUGGAGAAGCUAGAAGGCCUGACUAAGGAAGUGCAGCAACUAAGAAGGGAAAACCAGCAGCUCCGGCACCAGCUUCUCUAAUCUGUAGUUUUGGUGUUCAAUUUGAUACUAUUGUCCAUUGUGGAAGAGUGCAGUCCUCGCUGGAUCACGAGAAUGGCCUAGCGACGGCGUGGCGAUGAUUUCUUAUAUUUGAUCUUGUGUUUGUGUAAUUAAUUCUUUUUGAAGCAAGUUUGUCUAGUUCAGGAAGCUCAUUCUUGACACGGUUGUACAUAGCAACUUUCAGUUUAGAAGCAUCCUGUUUAUCUUUUGCUUUAUGUUUGCUUGCUUCCAUAUGUCUUGCAUGUAUUUAGAUGUUCUGACUUUGUUGCCCGAUGUGAAAUGCUAAUAUAGCAAUAGAUUUACAAUGCA